UCCCGGGCAACGCGCGGAGCUCAGCUCUCCGCGUCUGACCUGAGAUUCACUCUGCGUCCGCGCCGGCGCCCGCCGACUGUCGUUCCGGAGUCGUUCUCGAGCAUGGUAGACUCGGACUCGGCUGCCCAGCAGUCCAGGCCCCCGGUCACAUGGAACCUGGGCUCGCCGUCCGGUUAUUCGGCUGCCGCUCAGGCGACCACCAGCUCCGACGCCAACCCGGCCUCGGCCUCCCGGCACGUUAGGUUCAGCAGCCAACCCGAAAUCAAAAUAGGGGCCCACCCGCAGAUCUGCUUCCUGCGGCCGCGGACCGUGCCGCGGCCGGUGCUCUUCAGCUUAAUGAAUUCCAGUGAAGCAGCGGUGAAAAAAUUUUUACCGAAGAGCAACUUAUCUCGGGUGAUUAUUCGUGACAACCUCAAUGCACAACGACGAACCUAUGAGAGGGAGAUAAGAGCUUCAGAAAGGACCAAGAGAAAGAUAAGCCACUUCUAUGACCACCUGAAGAAAAAGUUCAUGACAGACCAGCUCAGGAAGCUGGGCCGCUGGAGAAGGGAAUCCAUGAACAUCCAGCAGUACCUGGAUAGCAUCCGAGUGUGCAAGCUCUAGUUCAAACUCCAUUCUAGCAGGAGAAGCCAGCCACCCUAAUCAAGGCAGAAUGAUCUGCCCCUGGGCCACAAGGACACCAGGGUACAGGAGGAAGAGAGGUAGACACUAGGCAGCUGACACCAUCAUAGAACAAUAAACUGAGACCAGCGGAUAGUGGAGCACAAAACCCUUCAGCCACAGUAAUAUUCCUUGCCCUGCCCCAUCCCAUCUGUUCUGGUGGAUGUGCUCCUGACGGUCCCGUAGCUACCUGAUUGGGAGGAGGCUGAACCAAGCCGGC
Molecule: messenger RNA, 880 nt
Organism: Nyctereutes procyonoides (raccoon dog)
Lineage: Eukaryota; Metazoa; Chordata; Mammalia; Carnivora; Canidae
Gene: CUNH5orf52
Product: chromosome unknown C5orf52 homolog
Exons: 3
Source: RefSeq, a predicted model, not a curated record